Messenger RNA from Xiphias gladius (swordfish), 2185 nucleotides. It is a transcript of the gene tbc1d13, whose product is annotated as TBC1 domain family, member 13. Lineage: Eukaryota; Metazoa; Chordata; Actinopteri; Istiophoriformes; Xiphiidae. Gene Ontology annotation, biological process: intracellular protein transport; activation of GTPase activity. The record is from RefSeq and is a predicted model, not a curated record. The transcript has 12 exons. Gene Ontology annotation, molecular function: GTPase activator activity. The coding region runs from base 171 to 1373 and encodes 400 amino acids.
ACAUAUUGAGACUAUUCACUAACACGCAGGGUGACUGUGGAUCCCAACAGCGGCUUGUUGUCUGCCGACAGUGUUGUGAUGAAGACGGAAGUGAUAGGAGGACUUCCCUCUGGCCAGCAAUUCAUUCCUUUUGGAAACAGUUAAAGGAAUAUACAACUGCCUGCCCAGACAUGUCUACUGCAUACAGAAACAGAAUACAGGAGUUCAAAGUAGCUUUGAGUGAAGAGACCAUAAACCUGAAGACACUGAGGGACCUGUGCUUCAAUGGAAUCCCAUUUGAAGGAGGCAUACGAGCACUUUGCUGGAAAAUCCUUCUUAAUUACCUACCUCUCAAUCAGACAUUAUGGGAGUCUUUCCUCAAAAAGCAGAGGGAUGUGUACUCCCAGUUCUUAAAAGAAAUGAUCAUCCAGCCUGGUAUUGCCAAAGCCAACUUGGGCCUUUCCAGAGAAGAUGUGACAAUGGAGGACCAUCCUCUAAAUCCGAACCCGGAUAGCAGGUGGAAUACCUAUUUCAAAGAUAAUGAAAUUCUUCUACAGAUUGACAAGGAUGUAAGGCGGCUGUACCCAGACAUGGCGUUCUUCCAGCGUCCUACUGAAUACCCUUGCCAACUUAUCUUGGACCCUCAGAAUGAUUAUGAAACGCUGCGACGACGAGUCGAACAAACCACCCUGAAAGCACAAACUGUAAACCGCAACCGCAGUGGAGUCACCAAUGUCAGCUCUCCUGGAAAGGCGUUGAACCUGUAUCCAUCUAAUGAAUAUGAGGUGCUGCCUAAUGGGAGCGAAGCACACUGGGAGGUGGUGGAGCGGAUCCUCUUCAUCUAUGCCAAACUCAACCCUGGGAUUGCUUAUGUACAGGGCAUGAAUGAGAUUGUUGGGCCAAUUUACUACGCCUUUGCCACGGACCCCAACAGUCAGUGGAAAGAGCACGCUGAAGCAGAUACAUUCUUCUGUUUCACCAACCUGAUGUCGGAGAACAGAGACAACUUCAUCAAAAGCCUGGAUGACUCUCAGUGUGGCAUCACAUACAAAAUGGAGAGUGUGUACUCCAUGCUCAGAGACAAAGACCUGGAGCUCUAUCUCAAGCUGGAAGAGCAGAACAUCAAACCCCAGUAUUUCACAUUCCGAUGGCUGACCUUGUUGUUAUCUCAGGAGUUCCUCCUGCCAGAUGUCAUCCGCAUAUGGGACACUCUUUUUUCUGAUGAGGACAGAUUCCACUUCCUCAUCCUGGUCUGCUGCGCUAUGCUCAUACUCAUCAGAGAUAACUUACUGGCAGGAGACUUCACAGUGAAUAUGAGAUUACUGCAGGAUUACCCCAUCUCAGAUGUCCACACCAUUUUGACUAAGGCCAAAGAGCUGCAGGAUAACUCCUAACCUAUUCACUCUUGUCCUCCUGCCUUCUCUGCUAAGAUGUGGUAGGUGGGAGCUCAAACAUUAGAAACAUUUUCAUGUCAAAUGUGUAUCGUGGGAGGACUUGAUCAAUGAAUAGCCUGGACACAUGUUUUGGGAAAACCAGCAUAUUGGUUUUUAAUUAGAUGUCUAAUGUUUGGUCAGGGGGGACUCCUGUGAAAACCUGGAAGACAUGUUCAAACUAUUGCUUCCUCAGAGUGUGGAGGAGAUGCCACUUGCUUCUUGAUGCAUUAUGGGAAAAUACUGCCUUGGUACAUGGUCCUCCUCCCCUCACAGCCAUCUUUCCUGCGGAAACUUGUGAUCAUAUAAUGUUGUUUGCACUGAACAUCUGAGGGAGAGGGAGCCACAUUAAACGUACACUACCGAUGUUACUUUGUCAUGAAAACAUUCUAGUACCGGAGCCAAGAAUUAAAAAAAUUCAACUGCGAUCAUGUCUGUAGUCAGAUUGAGCGUUUAAUUGGGUUGAGCAAUAGUGCAUGUUUAUUCUUUAAGGGUUUUUUUAAUUUUUAGAAGCUGAAUGUUUUUAAUGUAAGAAACAUGUAUGCCUUAGCUGUUUAAUGAUGUGAAACAGGAAACAGUAUUUCUGGGUAUACUGUGUUUCUGUCUGGUAAAAUAAAUAUGAAGUGAUGGCCCUGGCCAAUUGAAUAUUGUACAGUCCUGGUUUAAAUUAUUGGCAGUCUUUAAUGUUACGUAUAGAACUUAAAAUAUCUUCAGAUAUAAAUGUAAAUUAACCAAUUUUGUAUAAUCAGAAUCUUUUAAUAAAAUGUCCAGGGUUA